Molecule: messenger RNA, 558 nt
Organism: Rotaria socialis
Lineage: Eukaryota; Metazoa; Rotifera; Eurotatoria; Philodinida; Philodinidae
Source: the annotation of a GenBank genome assembly
AUGGGUCAUAGACAUGGAAAACAUACAUUUACUGAAAGAGAUGUACAAGUUUUAGUUAAAUCAAGUGGUAAAACUGAAAAUGAAAUUCGCCAAUGGUAUGAAGAAUUUCGUAAAGAAAGUGAUGGUGCAGAUCGAAUGAAUAAACGACAAUUUCAAUCGUAUUAUACAAAAUUAAAGCAAAACACAAAAUUAGAAGAAAUUACAGAUCAUAUUUUUCGAGUAUUUGAUACUGAUCAUUCUGGCACAAUUGAUUUCUCCGAAUUUCUUAUUGCUUACCUCGCAACAACUGUAGGAUCAAGUCGUCAAAAAUUUGAAUAUGCGUUUGAAUUAUUUGAUAUAAACGAAAAUGAGAAAAUUGAAAGGAAGGAGGCAGAAAAAAUGCUUAGCAUUAUAUGUCGAAUUAUUGGCGUAUCACAAGAAGAUGCGAAGCUGUAUACAACAACAAUCAUGCUUUCAUUUGAUACGAAUCAAGAUAAAAUUAUAACAAGAGAAGAGUUUGUGACUGGCUGUUUGCAUGAUUCAACAUUAGGCGAGAUUGUUAAUGCAUUCAAUCUGUAG